AUGUCGGAAGGACGUGUCGUGGCCGACGGGCACUACGACACCCUUCUCAGGAUCCCAGGGCUUUGGGAAAAGCAUUGCUCUUCGCACAGUGGUACUACUGCGAUAGAAGAGGAUAUCCCUAUCCCGACCAAGACACAGGAGCUUGAGAGUAGCGAGAAGAGGGCGCCGCACGUCGACUCUGAGUCCAAGGAAGAGACGGGGGCUGAAGACGAUUACAGACGCAAAGGUGAUGCUGGCACUCUCAUGUACUAUCUCCUGGGCUUUGGUAAGAUACGCAUCGCGAUAUAUAUCGUGUUGUCGAUCGCGACGUACACAUCUAACGCUGCCCAAUUCAUUUGGGUCCAGAAGCUGGUCAAGGAUAGCGCUUCUGUUGUCUUGCUCGGCCGAAGCAUCGGUAUUUUCAACACAAUCAGCGUCUUUGCCUUCUCCGUCAUUGGAAUUUACCUUUCGUACUUCUUCCUGGUGCUCAGUCCUCGGUCAGGCCUUCGGCUGCACGCCAGACAGCUUUCUACCCUUAUGAAAGCGAAGUUUACGGCGCUGGUCACCACAGACUCCGGCGAGAUCACCAAUCUAUUCUCUCAAGACACAAUCAUUGUCGACAGACUACUUCCAGUCCUGGUGCUCAAUAUAUCAACCGGUUUCUUGGAGCAAACCAAAAACAUAAUUUUGCUCGUCGCCGCAACUCCUCCGAUCGCGCUCAUGAUACCUAUUCCAAUUGCCAUCGGAUAUAUGGUGCAACACUAUUAUCUCCGUACUUCGCGGCAACUCCGUCAUUUAGACCUCGAAGCGAAAGCUCCUCUGUGCUCCAACUUCAUCGAGACGCUUGCAGGAAGCGCCACAAUCAGGGCUUUUGGUUGGUCGGCUGAUUUCAAACGGCGAAACAAGCAGCUCCAGGAUGUGUCUCAGGCACCUUUUUAUCUCCUCCAAGACGCCCAAAACUGGUUGUCACUUGUCCUUGACCUAAUCGUCACCGGUAUUAUUUCAAUCCUGGUGGGCCUGGCGCUGUUCCUCCGAUCAAAUACGGACCCCGGGUACCUUGCGCUAGCUCUUAUUGGAGUGGUGAGUGACUGA
Molecule: messenger RNA, 1071 nt
Organism: Diaporthe batatas
Lineage: Eukaryota; Fungi; Ascomycota; Sordariomycetes; Diaporthales; Diaporthaceae
Exons: 2
Coding region: 1-1071 (356 amino acids)
Biological process (GO): transmembrane transport
Cellular component (GO): membrane
Molecular function (GO): ABC-type transporter activity; ATP binding
Source: RefSeq, a predicted model, not a curated record